This is a messenger RNA of Danaus plexippus (monarch butterfly), 4284 nucleotides long. RefSeq names its product octopamine receptor beta-2R-like (gene OAR2). Gene Ontology annotation, cellular component: membrane. Gene Ontology annotation, molecular function: octopamine receptor activity. NCBI's taxonomy places the organism in Eukaryota, Metazoa, Arthropoda, Insecta, Lepidoptera, Nymphalidae. Gene Ontology annotation, biological process: adenylate cyclase-activating adrenergic receptor signaling pathway. The transcript is spliced from 6 exons. The record is from RefSeq and is a predicted model, not a curated record. Bases 502 to 1659 code for a protein of 385 amino acids.
CCGCCGGGCGAAUAGCACGUCGUCUCUGCGUCGUGGGAUGGAGGCGUAAAAAUUCGAUAGUCGCCAAAUGACACUAUUUUUGUCGCGUCUCAAACGCAUAUUAUGAAUUAUUAGUGACAGUGCGUAUUGUAAGUUCUAGUGUGUGUGAGUGGAUGUUGAAGAGAUUUUUAUGUGAAUCGCCUAUAGCGGACGCAGUCAAGCGCAUGAAGAUAAAUACAUCAUCGGUGAGCUGUUUACUGACUUUUAUGUUCAACAUGUAAAAACAUGUAUUGAAGAAAUAUCAACAUAAUGAAGUUUACUUGAAGACUAAAAGAAAAAGGAAACAAAUUCAGAAGGAAAGGAGAAAAAAUGAAGAACAACUUUGAGAAUACUACUUUUCAGCUGUAGAUUGUGAUAAUGGUCGUUGACAAGGUUUUCCGUAAAAGGAGUGAGGAAGAUCGUGAUAAGAAAACAAACAUUAUUGGAGUCAAACUGGAAAGAUAAAGCAUCAGACCGCCCCAUAUGGAUCAAGCAAAUGUUACUGGUAUUGAGACGGGCAACCUGACGGUCGUGGAAGAUCAAGAAUGGUUGCCAGAUUGGGUUUACAAACUGCGGACAUCAGUGUUGCUGCUUAUUGUCAUCAUGGCUGUACUUGGAAACAUGUUGGUGAUCGUCAGUGUUAUGCGGCACAGAAAACUUCGUGUCAUAACAAACUACUUCGUAGUAUCCUUAGCGUUUGCUGAUAUUCUUGUUGCUGUCGUGGUGAUGUCUUUUAACUUCAGCGUCCAAUAUUACAAUGAAUGGAUAUUCGGUCCCGUCAUAUGUGACUUGUGGAAUUCCUCUGAUGUCUAUUUCACUUCAACCUCGAUAUUGCACCUCUGUUGCAUAUCCGUGGACAGAUAUUACGCUAUCGUCAAGCCUUUAAAAUAUCCUAUAAAAAUGACAAAAAAGAUGGCUUUUGUGAUGUUAGCUGCUACGUGGCUGAGCCCCAUAACAAUAUCGUAUGCCCCGAUUUUCAUGGGAUGGUAUACUACGAGUGAAUACUUGAAAACCAGAGUAUUAAAUCAGUGCGAGUUCAAAGUAAACAAACCUUACGCGGUUAUAUCCAGUUCAAUAUCGUUCUGGAUACCUUGCACCAUAAUGGUAUUUACUUAUCUAGCGAUCUUCAAAGAAGCCAACCGACAAGAAAAGGCGUUGCACGCGAGAGCCGGAAACGCUAUGUUGAUGCACCGGCAUUCAAGAGACGUAGGUGAUAAAAACGGUUUACAUAUUAACGCCAAUACUCCAACCAAAGAUAGGAAUAUAUUAAAAAUGAAACGUGAACACAAAGCUGCUAGGACUUUAGGUAUCAUUAUGGGCGCUUUUAUUCUCUGCUGGCUGCCGUUUUUCCUGUUCUACUUGUCAACUUCUUUGUGUGAUUCGUGUACGUAUCCAGAAUUUGUGACUGUUCUCAUGUUUUGGACUGGAUAUUUUAACUCAGCUUUGAAUCCGAUAAUAUAUGCAUACUUCAAUAGAGAUUUUCGUAAUGCCUUUAAGAAUACAUUGGCAUGUGCAUUCUGUAGUUUUUGUCGACGGAAUCCUAUGGAUUCUGAAGCUACGGAAAGAUUGGAAAGGCGAAGUUCAGCUCAACUUCGAGUCCCACUUCCAUCAAGACGCGCAUCUGAUCUAGCGUCCCUUUGAAUAUUUCCUCAGAAUGAUGCGACGUCAGCUUGACGGGCCUAGUGUCUCAACGAAAUAUUUUAUGACCCACCCGUAAGUGAUCAGAACGAACAAUUUAAUAUUAGUUAUAAUAUCUUUUUACCUCAAGAAUAAGAACUGUUUAUAAUUAAAUAUUGUAAUAUUCAAAUUAUUUAUGUGUUCUCUCUAACUGUACCCUGUUAUAGUACCUAGUGUAGGUGAUAUUAACGAUGGUCGUGUUUGUAGUAAGUCGAAUAUAUAAAUAUAUGUAGACAUUAGCAAUAUCAUUCUGAAAGGACAGAAAAAAUGUGAUUGUGUUCUCCAAAUAUGAAAUAUUAUGUUCUUUUUCAAUUGAAUAUUUGAUUGUAAAAUAUCAUAAUCGAUUACAUAAUAAAUUGUAUAUAAUUCUGUAAAUAAUUAUAACUGAGUGGACUUCAAUUUAUUUGUAACAUAGGCCUAAAAUUAAAUAAAUUAAUUGUCAGUGGCCAUAAAAUGUAAAUAUUAGUCAUAAUAUAUCAAAAUAUUUUCAUUAUAUUUUCACAUAAUUUAUUCAUCUUAGACAUAGUUAAUUAGUUUCAAUGUUAGAUUCAGUCAUUGAUAUAGUCAAAUGUAAUUUUAGUUUUAAGUAGUUAAAUAACUAAUAGUCGAUAAAUAUAUUUUGUAAUCUUUACGUUAUUUAAUAUAUAUAUACAUAUUCCUAAUUUAAUAUCAUAAAAGAACUAUAGAAGACACUUUGUAAAUUAUUUAUUUAAACCACAAGUUAUUUAGAUGAGGUAGACGUUAAUUAAUUUAUCAGCUCAAUUUACUUGUUUUUAUUUUAUGCUUUAAUAAAAUGUAAAUUUAUUCAUUAAGUUUGUAGCGUCAAAGGCAAUUUGUGAAUAGAAUAUUAUAUAUAAUAUUAAGUUACGUGUAUAUUUUUAAGAACAUAUAACAUGAAUAGGGAGAUAAUAAUAAUUAUGGGGACAAAUAACGCUUCAAUAGAAAAAUCAAGUUAAAGUAAUUAAUGUGCUAUUAUAAACAGACAGAUUAGCAUUUGGUGUGUUAGUGUGUUUAUCCAUUAAAUAUGUAUGUGUUUAUCCACUAAUAUUGAAUAACUUAUUUGAAAAAUUGUUAAAAUCUUGAGCGACACAUUUCUUUGAACAAAAUUUUAAUUUUAUUUUAACUUGAUGUAUUGUUGUCUUUGACGAUAACAAUGCGCCUGAAGUGAAAUUGUAAUAUAUAUUUUCAAUACUUAUUUUUAUAAAAAUUAUUUAUAUUUUUUUUUUACAAAUGUGCGCUCAAUGUUUAAACAGAAUUUAAAUGGUAAAAUUUCUUCGGUGUUCAUCUUAAUUCCUCUUAUAUCUGUACGUCAAUGUUCAUAUAUACUCGCUUACAUCUCCUACAGGAAUAGCUGUAGAGAGUUUUAGUAGUAUCAACGUAUAACCAGUUAUUCAAAUCUUGAUGUCUCGUAUUACAAUUAAAACUUUCUACAUUUCGAUUCGAACUUUUAAAGUCAAUGUGUCUUCCUUUUUAAAUAUAGGCUCAAAUGAUGUUUAUAAAAUAGUAUAAAAAUGAAAAUUUGUAGUCAUAGACCAGUGUUUGAUGUAUGUGCCCAUUUGAUUUUUAAUGUAACGUAUUCAAAGGGCUGUUGGUGUAAUAAAAGUAAUAAUAUGGUUGUGACUUCUUAAUAUUACAACUGACGUUUUAAACUCAUAUAUCAUUUUCAAAUUGGCUUUCUUCGCAUUAAUUCUAUGCUACAUUACAAUAAGAAAAUUUAAAGACUCUUUGUAAGUAAAUAAUCAUUAUGUAUCUUCACAUAUAACUAUAAAAAGCAUGAUUGUUACUUUGAUAUUACGUGCUUAGUGAUUUUUUUUUUCUUGUCUUCGUGUUAUAUCUCCCGAAUCAGUUAAUUUGGUUGACUCCGUCCACUGUCAUUUAUUUAACAUUUCUGUAAAAUCAUAUAAUUCAAUGCAAUCAACAAUACUGUAUAUAAAUGUCAUCAUAAAUGCUUAGGUACUUACGUUCUAUAGAACUCUUUUAACUAACUGUAGUAUAGUCGAGUCGAACAGCAAUAAAUUUUAGAUCAAUGGUGUAGUUCGUGUAGUUAAUUUGCGUUAUAACCAUAGAAGUAAAUAUAGUUGUAUAUUUGGGUCACGUUAUUUAUUGGACUGUGAUAAUUUUAAUUAUUCCUAUUACAUUUUUAAUUUCGCAGUUCCUCUAUGUCACAAAUAAUUAUAAUUUUGUUAUUAAUUGAAAGUUUAUUUAAAUGAUGUGAUAUUUUGUAAUAAUUAAUGACGACACCAGAACAUCUGAAAUUAAAUUUCGUUGUAAAUAUUUUUCUUAUUAAUUUAAUUCUUAGUAUAUUUAUGUUUUUGAAUUAUUUUAAAUUAUUCAAAAUGUUUGAUAUGAAUGAACAUUUACCUUAAAAUGAAUAAUUUUUUUUUUUAAGUCCCUAUAUUAAAAACAAUAAGACAUUGCACAAACAAUACUUCUGUUUGUAUUUGAAGGACAUUGUUUUAAAUUUAUAUCAUUAUGUGAGUGUCAUAAGUUAUGUAAGUUUCUUAAAUUGUACUGUAUUUGGGUAAUCUUCGCCCUCACAUGUGCGUAUAAUCAAAUGCUUUUUGCAUAAUAAACAAAUUAUUUCGUAUA